CAGGAAGAAACCAACCCCCAAUGGUCAACAUGGCGGCUGCAUCCCCCACCCCCAGCCUUCUCAUCCUCCUCUUUCUCAGCUUCCUCCUCGCCAGCGCCACCUCGACGGCGCCCUACAACCCUCCCACCGUGCCGGAGCUCAUGGACCUGUUCGGCCUCCCGCGCGCGCUCCUCCCGAGCACCGCCCGGCGGUACCUCCUCCACGACGACGGCUCCUUCGAGCUCUUCCUCGACGACGUCUGCGAGGUCGAGGCCGGGGGCUACCGCGUCCUCUACGACAUCCGGCUCGCCGGAUCCCUGGCGGCCGGGUCGGUCACGGGGCUCGAGGGCGUGCGCGUCCGCGUGCUGUUCGUCUGGGUCCCCGUCACCGGCGUCGAGGUGGGCGGCGGGGUCGUGACCCUCAGCGUCGGGCCCCUCAAGAAGUCGUUCCCGGCCGUCGGGUUCAAGACCAGCCCCCGGUGCGCCGCCGCCGGCACGGCCGCCGCCGAUGUCGCUUAG
Molecule: messenger RNA, 497 nt
Organism: Lolium rigidum
Lineage: Eukaryota; Viridiplantae; Streptophyta; Magnoliopsida; Poales; Poaceae
Exons: 1
Coding region: 21-497 (158 amino acids)
Source: RefSeq, a predicted model, not a curated record